UAUAUACUCUCUCAUCUCUCAUCUUUUUCUAAUCUGCUCUUCACAUCUACUGUACAUUAACAUACAUAUCUCGAGCAUAAUUCCCUUAUAUACAUAGCUACCUAGCUUACAUCAAAGCGUACUAUCAACAUGGUCGACGUUCAGGCUCCCGUUCCUGUGCCCACUCAGCCUGAUAUCCAGUACCACCCCGACUUUGAGAAAUACACUGCUCGCACCUCGCGACGCCAGGCCACAGAAUCUCUUGAAAAGAGCUUACCUGACGGCUUCCCCGCACAAUUGAACUCGCCUCUGGUCUGGGAAGGAAAGGAUGUCGAAAAGCGAGACGACUGGAUCUACGCCUUCAACGACGCGCAAUUGGAUGAGAUUGAUGCUGCCCUGAAAAGCUUUAAAUCUCUCAAUCUUUCCCUCGGACACAUUAACAAAUCCACAUUCCCCUUACCUACCGUUGGUCCUAGUCUGCGGGAAUUGUCCAGGGAAUUGCAUGUCGGGCGCGGCUUCUUUGUCCUUCGCGGGCUGCGAGUAGACAACUACCCGCGCGAAGACAAUGUCAUCAUCUACGCCGGUAUCUCCUCUCACGUGGGCAACCUUCGUGGCCGGCAAGAAGAUACCAGAUUCGCCAACGGCACAUCUUUGGUGCUGUCCCACAUCAAGGACCUGUCGAGCACUGUCAAGGCCGGAACAAUUGGUGCUCCGUCCAACACGGCAGAUAAGCAAGUCUUCCACACAGACGCAGGUGACAUUAUCUCGCUUCUGUGCCUGAAUCCUGCUGUCGAGGGAGGCGAGAGCAAGAUUGCCAGCAGUUGGCUGGUCUAUAACAUUUUGGCCAAGGAGAGACCGGAUUUGAUUCACACUCUCUCAAAAGAUUGGCCUGUCGAUGGAUUCAACAACCCCCAAAAGCCGUAUACCCUCCGCCCACUCCUGUACCAUCAGCCCGCGACCGCUUCGACCCCCGAGCGGGUCCUGAUCCAGUACGCCCGACGAUACUUUACCGGGUUCCAGGCGCAGCCGCGCUCAAAAGAUAUCCCGCCCAUCAGCGAAGCCCAGGCCGAAGCGCUCGACGCACUACACUUUCUCGCCGACAAGCACAGCGCGUCACUGGAUUUCCAAAAGGGCGAUGUACAGUAUAUCAACAACCUCAGCAUCUUUCAUGCGCGUAACGGCUUCCGUGACGAGCCUGGAAAGGAACGCCAUCUCAUCAGACUCUGGCUGCGCGACCCCGAAAACGCAUGGGAGACGCCCGCCCCGCUCCGGCCCCGAUGGGACAAUGUGUACAAGGACGUCAAAGUCGACGAGCAAGUGUUUCCGCUCGAACCGCGCAUCAGAAGGACUGUUGGUUCUUAGUUGACUUUUGUUUUUGUUGCCAUACCUUUCAUCUCUUCCAUAUCUUCCAUCACUUGCAUACCUUACCUCCCUUCCAUCUUACGUCCCUUCCAUACCCUCUCUCUCUAUAUAUAGACCUUGACCUUUCUGUAUGCCAAUUCAAUCCUUUCCAAAAAGCACAUGACACAUGACACAUGAUACAUGACACAUAAAUAUCAAAAAUAGCAUGG
Xylona heveae TC161 is the source of this 1550-nucleotide messenger RNA. RefSeq names its product Clavaminate synthase-like protein. The record is from RefSeq and is a predicted model, not a curated record. Lineage: Eukaryota; Fungi; Ascomycota; Xylonomycetes; Xylonales; Xylonaceae. Gene Ontology annotation, molecular function: oxidoreductase activity. The coding region runs from base 130 to 1341 and encodes 403 amino acids. The transcript has 4 exons.